CUUGAUGGUAGCAGCUCUGAACUCUCAGGAAGGCAAGGCGAUUGCUAGAAAUAUCCUGCAGCAGAUGCUGGACCACAUACACUCGUUCCUUACUAGGCUUGCAGGACUGAUCACACAGAGAAAUGCAUCGAAAAGGAACUUUGCAGUCGUCCACUUAUUUCUAAGGAUCCCUAAGGAAACAUGGUGAGCAAAGAAGAGGACAAAUGUGUGCUGACAUCCUCGGAAAGCGAAGUCGAACAAGCGGUUUCACUUGCCUUAGAGAUGAAAUAUGCCCUGGACCCCAACAGACAGAUCAAAAAAAGGAAUAAAGCCCUCCAAGUGAGGUUCAAAGAUAUUUGCGAGGCUCAAAAUGAACAGAGGGAUAAACAGCUUUCUACCGUGCCGCAAACUGAGAAGAAAGACAGCAAAUCUCUUUCCUACAAAGCUUAUCGGAAGUACAUGACCGUGCCCGCUCGGAGGUCUAUACCCAACGUAACAAAGAGCACAGGGGUCCAAACUUCUCCGGAUCUAAAAAAACGCUACCAAACUUUUCCUCUAGAUCGGAAAAAAGGGAAUAUUUUAAAAAACCCCACCGGGGCGGAUCCGUUAAAAAACCACAACAAUGGAUUUAUAAUCGACGCAAAGGAUAAAAACUCAGGGGAGACCGUUCAGUGCAGCAGGGUCAACGAGCAAGUGGUGGGAGACUUGAUGAUACACUCAAGUGAAGACAUGGACGCCAUUCAUCCGCUUUCUACUAGUAACUGUUCAGAUUCAUGUAAAAGCACCGACUUGCACAGCUGUAUCAAUGAGUCCCCUACUUGUCAAAAUCCAGCCAACACUUCUUUGGAACAGGUCAUCUGCCAUGUUCAUGAAGCAUCAAAAUAUGAUAGACGUCCACUGGGGAACAUGCAGUCUAAUCAACCCGGAAACGUAAAAGUGCUUUUGAAAGAAGAAGCCACAAUUCAUUCGCCUACACUUAACCCAAACUUGACAGAUCCCGAGGAAUCCAAUCCUGGGAAUGAUUCUGAAAGGACGCCGAGUACAUCGACGGAGGAAGGAAAUAAAAGAACUGCGCAUCUUAAUGGCUUGCAAACGCAAGACGUACAUACGAAAGCCUGUCCGACCCAGUCACAGUGUCAAGCAACGGAAUGUAGCAACGAACAGGCCCUUCGGAUCAAUGUUUUACCCACGGAAAAAAAAGGGCCUUGUCAGAUAGCAGUUGCUUUGAGUGGUGAAUGCCAACAAAUUGUGCCUCACACUGAAGUAGUAGACUUAAAAGCACAGGUCCACACCAUGGAAAAUCUGAUAAGUUCAAGCCAGGAAACCAUAAAAGUGCUUUUGGGUGUUAUUCAGGAGUUGGAGAAAGGAGAAGCGCACAGAGAGGGGCUUUCAUAUCGAACUGGCCAAGAUACAGCAAACUGUGACACAUGCAGGAAUAGCGCAUGCAUUAUCUAUAGUGUUGAACUGGAUUUCAAACAGCAAGAAGACAAACUACAACCAGUCUUGAAAAAACUAAAUCCUGUUGAGGAAUCUCAGGUUGCACCUUUGCCUUAUCCUGCAGAGAGUUACACAUCAACUCCCAAGCAAAAAUCCAAAACAGAAUCAAAAAAACAUGGAAGAUGGAAACUCUGGUUUCUUUAGCUGAACCUCCUGGAAAUAGAGCCUCAGUCCUUC
Xenopus laevis (African clawed frog) is the source of this 1653-nucleotide messenger RNA. It is a transcript of the gene insyn2a.L, whose product is annotated as finhibitory synaptic factor 2A L homeolog. The record is from RefSeq and is a predicted model, not a curated record. The transcript is spliced from 4 exons. Gene Ontology annotation, biological process: inhibitory postsynaptic potential. Gene Ontology annotation, cellular component: postsynaptic density. Lineage: Eukaryota; Metazoa; Chordata; Amphibia; Anura; Pipidae. The coding region runs from base 181 to 1620 and encodes 479 amino acids.